AUGCCUCUCCCCCUUUCAAUAACAGCCCCCGCGGUCGCGGCAUCGCUAGCAUACUUCAACGCCCGAUCCUCAACAUGGUACGACCUCUUCCUCCUUCGCUGCGUAACCAUCGCCGCUUCACGAAUGUACUAUCGCGAAUGGACCGACCGCCUCAAUCUAUACUACCUCCUCGAAAACAUAGCCACCAAUUCUUCAACCUCUGAUCGUGCAUUGCUCAUAUUCGAAGGAAAACGUCUUUCGUACAAAGAUGUUUACGAACAGGUGCUGAAGUAUGGACAGUGGCUCAAGAACGAGGGUGUCAAGAAAGGAGAUAUCGUUGCGCUCGACUUCCAGAAUUCAGAUUCAUACAUCUUUGUAUGGCUUGGUCUAUGGAGCAUUGGAGCGAAGCCAGCGUUUCUAAACUAUAACCUCUCUGGAGCCUCGCUGGUUCAUUGCUUGAAGGCUGCUACGACCAAGUUGUGUAUCGUGGAUCCCAAUGUCGAAGAGAAUGUUGGACAGGAUGUUCGCCAUCAGCUGAAGGACAUCCGCUUCAUUGUUCAUACUCCUGAAGUUGAAGCACAAAUCGCUACGACAGAAGGUGUUCGCGCGCCUGACUCCGAUCGAUCCGAGAAGAGUCUUUCAAGCAUGGCUAUUCUCAUUUACACCUCUGGUACAACUGGCAUGCCCAAAGCCGCCAUCGUGUCAUGGGGAAAGUUGAUCGUUGCCGGUUCAAUGUCUGAACAACUCCUUGACCGAUCGAAAGGCGACAUCAUGUACUCCUCAAUGCCCCUAUAUCACUCCUCCGCAACAAUCUUUUCCUUUAGCGCAACGCUCCUUUCAGGAAGUACCCAAGCCCUAGGCCGCAAAUUCUCAACCAAGACUUUCUGGAAUGAAGUCCGCGACUCAGGCGCAACAUCCAUCCUCUACGUCGGCGAGACUCUGCGGUACUUGCUCGCCGCGCCACCACAGCACGAUCCUGAAACAGGUGAAUGCCUCGACAAGAAGCACAACGUCAAGGUCGCCUUUGGAAACGGAUUAAGACCAGAUAUCUGGAAUGAAUUCAAAGAACGGUUCGGCGUUGAAGGAAUCUGUGAAUUCUACGCUGCCACUGAAGGAACAUUUGCGACCUUCAACCUCAGCAAAAACGACUACGCCGCUGGCGCAAUUGGUCGUAAUGGCUGGGUAUACAACCUCAUCAUGAGCUUCUCCGUCGCUUUGGUAGAAGUCGACUGGGAAACUGAUCUCCCCAAGCGCAAUCCCGACACAGGUCGCUGCUACAAAGCUCGUACCGGCGAGCCAGGCGAAAUGCUCUUCCGCCUACCGUCAGGAAACCCAUUCGGUCGCUUCCAAGGCUACUACAACAAUCGCGCAGCGACAGAAGCAAAAGUUCUUCGCGAUGUGUUUAGUAAAGGCGAUACCUGGUUCCGCACAGGCGAUGUCGUGAGAUGGGAUAGCGAUGGACGGAUUUACUUCCACGAUCGCAUAGGCGAUACAUUCCGCUGGAAGGGCGAGAAUGUUUCUACCGCCGAAGUCAGCGAUGCACUCUGUAAACACCCCUCCGUCAAAGAAGCAAAUGUCUACGGCGUAUCGCUCCCUCAUCACGACGGAAGAGCAGGUUGUGCCGCAAUCCAUCUAUCCUCUGAUCCUACCGCAGAGACAAUGCAGGACAUAGCUACACACGUGCGCGCUGAGUUACCCAAGUUCGCGAGACCGUUGUUCUUGAGAAUCAUGAGUGAGCUCGGCGGUGGACAGAUCACAGGGACUAUGAAGCAGCAGAAACAUACCCUGCGAGAGGCAGGUGUCGAUCCAGCAGGUGAUAAGAGUCUUGGAGAGAUUUACUGGCUCAAGGGGGAGAGUUAUGUACCUUUUACAGAGAAGGAUUGGGGAGAGAUUCAGGGUGGAAAGGCGAAGUUGUAA
Messenger RNA from Fusarium subglutinans, 1896 nucleotides. Its product is annotated as FAT1-very long-chain fatty acyl synthetase. Bases 1 to 1896 code for a protein of 631 amino acids. The transcript is spliced from 3 exons. The record is from RefSeq and is a predicted model, not a curated record. NCBI's taxonomy places the organism in Eukaryota, Fungi, Ascomycota, Sordariomycetes, Hypocreales, Nectriaceae. Gene Ontology annotation, molecular function: long-chain fatty acid-CoA ligase activity; long-chain fatty acid transmembrane transporter activity.